AUGGCGUUUUCCUACAUUGAUCAAAUUGGAUGCUUGGUGUGGAAUCGAGAGCUUGUCGAUGUAAUGAAGUUUGAAGCUGGUGGAGAAAGUCUUUCAGUCCGUCUUGCAAGUUCUGAGUUGGCUGGAAGCAACCGAACCAAGAUUAUCGUAGCUACCACUGUCAGCAUUAUUGUCUUCCUAGUCUUGGUCUUUGCCUCUUAUUGGUUCUGGAGACACAAAGCGAAACGAAAUGAUUCAACUCCUACACCCAUAGAGGCUUCACAAGAUGCAUGGAAGAAAGAACUAAAAAAGCAAGAUGUAUAUUUCUACGAGAUACGAACUAUAUUAACCAUCACCGAUAACUUCAGCUUGGAAAAUAAGCUUGGUCAAGGUGGAUUUGGUCCAGUUUAUAAGGGAAAGCUGCAAGAUGGGAAGGAAAUAGCUAUAAAACGCCUUUCGAGCACCUCAGGACAGGGUCUAGAGGAGUUCAUGAAUGAAAUAAUACUCAUCUCGAAACUCCAGCACAGAAACUUGGUCCGGCUUUUGGGUUGCUGCAUUGAAGGAGACGAGAAGCUAUUGAUUUAUGAGUAUAUGGGGAACAAAAGCCUCAAUACCUUUAUCUUUGAUUCGACGAAAAAGCUUGAGCUUGAUUGGCCCAAGCGGUUUGAAAUCAUUCAAGGCAUUGCUUGUGGACUUCUCUAUCUUCACCGUGACUCAUGUCUAAGGGUUGUGCACAGAGAUUUGAAGGUCAGCAACAUCCUUUUAGACGAGGACAUGAACCCUAAAAUAUCUGAUUUCGGAUUGGCUCGGAUGUUUCAAGGAACUCAACGUCAAGCCAACACUCGCAGGGUUGUUGGAACUCUAGGAUACAUGUCACCGGAGUAUGCAUGGACAGGGAUGUUCUCUGAGAAAUCAGACAUCUAUGCAUUUGGAGUUCUUCUCUUAGAAAUCAUUACCGGGAAGAGGAUUUCAAGCUUCACCAUUGGAGAAGAAGGCAAAAGCCUUCUCGAACAUACAUGGGAUUCUUGGCGGGAAGAUGGUGGACCGGAUCUGUUGGAUCAAGACGUUUCAAGUUCGGGUUCUGAUGAUGAAGUAGCGAGAUGUGUGCAGAUUGGUUUGCUCUGUAUUCAACAGCAAGCUGUGGAUAGACCUAACAUUGAGCAAGUCAUGUCAAUGCUUACAACCACAAUGGAUCUUCCGAAACCGAAACAACCCGUUUUCUCGUUGCAGGUUCAAGAGAGUGAUUCAGAGUCUAAGUCAAUGUAUUCUGUGAAUGGUCUAACACAAAGUACUAUAAUUGGUCGAUAA
Microthlaspi erraticum is the source of this 1287-nucleotide messenger RNA. NCBI's taxonomy places the organism in Eukaryota, Viridiplantae, Streptophyta, Magnoliopsida, Brassicales, Brassicaceae. The record is from the annotation of a GenBank genome assembly.